GAGAGAGAGAGCAAAUAGGCUCGUAGGUGCCUUCUUACUCCAACCAUUUAGUCUUCUUCUUGUGUCAAAGAUGCAGGUUGUUAGUGGUGGACAGUCACUUUGGAUAUACACUCUGCUAUUUACUUCUCUACAACUCUGGGGAAGACUAUCAGCUUCCACUUCCUCUCCCAAUCUUCCGGCACCUGAACUUAGAAUUAAUUUAAGGUCAAAGGACUGGGUGGUUCUGGUCUGCCGGGCCCCAGAAGGCCACCAUGGGGUUUUGUUCAUGUUGUACCAAAGCAGAGAGCAGGUGGACGCUCAGGAGCAGCAGUCUGGUGCUGAGGAGGUCCAGUUCACUGUGAGGUUAAAGGAAACUGGUUCAGACCAAGCUGAACUCUAUUGCUGUCUGUACAAGAACCGGGAUGGUUGUUACAGUGCGUUUAGUCCCUAUUUGCAGCUGGACCUGCAAAAAGUUGCUGCAUCUGCUCCCUCCAUACCCUCUUUCCCUCCUCCCGUCUUGUCUGUGCAGCCCUCCACUGGUGUGGUAAAACGAGGUGACAUGCUAUCCUUCAGCUGCUCGGUCCCCCCCCUGGGGUCCCAGUCUCAGCCCCAGUUAAGCUAUAAGAACAAACCAGUGACCUUCCUUUUGCUGAGGACUGCUGAGCGAACAGGGGCAACAUCUAUUAUCCUGCAACCUAAAGCCAAUCUGUUAUCGGACCCUAAACCCCAGCCGGGAGUCUUCACUGUGGGGCCAGUGACGGGAGGAGAGGAGGGCGGGUACACCUGCAUUUACCAGAUCACCAAAAAAAGGGGAUUGAUUAAUUCAACUGUCAGCAACAUGGUUCAAAUCACAAUUAUAGACACGUUACCAGUGCCCACCCUUGUUCUCCAGCAGCAGACAGAAGUGUGGCAUUUGCUCUGCACAGGGUCUCCUGCGUACCCUGGCGCCAUGUUCUUCCUCUACCUGGCUGACAAUGAAUUUCCUGUUGCCACUCACCUGACCACCUUAAUCCACCAUCAGGCUACCUUCUCAGUACCUGUCCAGGACACUCCAAUGGCUUUGUAUCAAUGCCAGUACAGUGUCCUCCUGGGAAGGAAAUGGAGCAACUCUGAGCGGAGUCUUCCUUUGGCUGUAACUAGAGGAAUCCCCCCUCCAUCAUCACCAGGUGUGUCUGGUGUAGACUGGCCUCUUGUACUGGGCUCUUUCUCCACUGUGGUUUUGUUCCUCUGUUCAGUUGCAGUCAUAGCUGUGGUGGCACACAGGAAAGUAAAAGCAACGGCGGAGGAAAAGAAAAAAAGACAAGAAGCACAGUUCUGGACUCAAGUUCAUUCUAAGGACCAUGUUGUGGACCUUACACUCAGGCGCACAAGCUUCACCUCUCAGGAGUGGGCCAGUGUGGACACAAAUACAGAGACGCUCUCCAGAUCCCCUUUAUGGAACUCGCUCUCCACAUUCACAACCCCGAUCCAUCCGAUCCAUUAGAAAUGCUUGUUCUUUCUCUCUCUCUCUCU
Messenger RNA from Morone saxatilis (striped sea-bass), 1491 nucleotides. RefSeq lists its product as uncharacterized. The transcript is spliced from 11 exons. Lineage: Eukaryota; Metazoa; Chordata; Actinopteri; Moronidae. The coding region runs from base 71 to 1462 and encodes 463 amino acids. The record is from RefSeq and is a predicted model, not a curated record.